CUGGGCGACAAUCUCAUUUCACAAGUAGCGGAGGGGAGUCAUCUCCAUGAGUUUGAACCUGCGUCCUCAGGGGAAGGAAAAAAGUGGGGAGGAGGAAGUUUGUCAGGAAAAGGAGGAGGGAGACCCUCGUUGAGCCGAAGAAGAAUGAUUAAGAGAAGGCUUCGUUGCCUUCCACCCACCUAAAGUCGAUAGCACUCCAGCGGACUGGCUGAGGCGGAACUAUAUAAGCCAGGUGUAUGGCAGCCAAUUCCGACGGCUGCGACGCGACGCCCAGGACGCAGUUUUUACGGAUCGCAGACCAGCCUCCAAGCGGAGAAGCCGCAGGACCGAAGAGGCAACUUUGGCACGGAGGCCGAGAGAUGCAAGGGGCCAAGCCAUGCCGCCGACGCCGCUACCACGCGCUGCCUGCCCUCUUCUUCUUCCUGCUCAUCACCUCAGGACGGGCGCCCAGAGCCGAGGGCGCCGCCGCCGCCAAGAACAAGACCCGGGACCUCCAGAGCCCGGCGGCGGCGGACAGGAAGGCGCUGCUGGAACUCUUGCUCAGAGCCCUUCGCGAGAGGGGCAGCGGCCACAGCCGCCCUCAGCACCAGGCGCCUUUUCACCCCUUGGGGGCGGAACGGGUCAUCGCUCGGCGCUACACGACCGGCGGCGCCCUUUACUCCUCCGCCUCGGUGGAUCGAGAAGCCAGAGUGAUCUCGUCGUCGUCCUCCUCCUCCUCCAGGGAGCGAGCAGGCGCGCAGGCACCCAGGUUCUUCACCUCUUCCCGGCAUUCAGUAUUUCCAAGAGAUUCCAACUUAAAGGACAAGUUCAUCAAACAUUUCACAGGUCCAGUUACAUUUUCAGCUGAAUGUAGUAAGCAUUUCCACCGGCUCUAUCACAACACACGGGAUUGUUCAACACCAGCCUAUUAUAAAAGGUGUGCAAGAUUGCUGACAAGAUUAGCAAUGAGUCCACUGUGUACACAGCCAUAGGAGGCCUGUUAUACUUUUCUGCUAAGCCUGAACUCUGGUUUGCCAAGAAAGUGCCUUGAAAUCUGUCCCAAGACAAAGAGAAGACAUCUUGCUCUUUUUUUUAUUUACAGCAUUGUUUUGUUACUAGAUGCAUUUUAUUUUCAUAUAUGUCGGACAUUCCAUAUUCGUGUGAAAGGAACGUAUUUUAUUUGUAUUUGUAAAUAUGUUGCCUAUAGCUCAAAUAAGCCAAUUUAUUUAAAUAUGUUGUAUAUAAAGACUACUAAUAAUAUACUAAUUAAAUGUUAUAUGCAGGGAGUUGGCUGGUGUGUUUGCUGUUUCUUGUUUCAUUGUUUGUACUUCAUUUUGCUCAGGCUCUUACUUUCAUUAUUUGCACUAACUUGAAAAGCAGAAGUCUCUGUAACUGAAAUCUGAAUAAGCUGCAAGUGGGAUGUUUUACUUUCUGUGGAAAAUAUUUCAUAUUAUGAAGCUUUUGGUAAAAUAUAUAUAUGCCUACAUAGUAUAUAUAUUAUUGCACAUCAGAACAAACUGCUCAAAAAAUGCACACUGCUUUGGGAAACAUUUGUGAAGCUGUUUUGGAUUAUCAUUAGUUACGUUUGUACUGGCACUUAUAGAAAGAGUCGCAAAUAAUGUAAAUAUAAAGACUGGAAGACUGCAAUGCAGUUUGGGUGGAAUAAAGAAUAUAGAUCUCA
Messenger RNA from Podarcis muralis (Common wall lizard), 1660 nucleotides. It is a transcript of the gene ALKAL1, whose product is annotated as ALK and LTK ligand 1. Gene Ontology annotation, biological process: positive regulation of ERK5 cascade; positive regulation of ERK1 and ERK2 cascade. The record is from RefSeq and is a predicted model, not a curated record. NCBI's taxonomy places the organism in Eukaryota, Metazoa, Chordata, Lepidosauria, Squamata, Lacertidae. Gene Ontology annotation, molecular function: receptor tyrosine kinase binding; receptor signaling protein tyrosine kinase activator activity.